AGCUUCUGACGUGCUGUUUUUUUUGUGCUGGGUGACAGCGAGCAUGUUAUUCAAUUAGCACAUAACGUAAAUAAAGCGAUUAGGUGCAAAUUAUCACUUAUACCGAAAAGGACCUGUGGUCGAGAGCCAAUGCUGAGUAAGAUGUCACUUGGAGAAACUUGGAAAGAUCUGUACAAAUUCAGUGCGGUCGAUUAUGGAGUUUUUGGUGCGAUGCUUAUGUUUUCGGCUGCAUGUGGAAUCUAUUUCGGAUUUUUUCAACGUACCGUCAACCAGUCGCCGGAAAGCAGUGAUGACGAAUGUGGGAGUGGUAGCCGAUCGGGCAGUAACCGCAAACGGACGGCCGCCUCGUUCGGAUCUUCGACGAUGGACGAGUAUCUGCUCGGGUCGCGGAAGCUAAAAACGUUUCCAGUUGCAAUGAGCCUGGUGGCAGGCUACAUUUCCGGUGUUACCAUUCUCGGCACCCCGGCGGAGAUAUACAACUUCGGUACUCAGUACUGGUUGAUUAUUGUACCGAUAUUGUUGAUGGGCGUAGCAGUCAGUACAGUCUAUCUGCCGGUGUUUUGCUCUCUGAAACUGAGCUCAUCUUAUGAGUACUUGGAAUUACGGUUCAAUUCAUCCGUACGGUCGAUAGCCUCCGUAAUGUUUGUUUUAGAUGAGUUGUUCUUUCUGCCGAUGAUAAUUUAUGUCCCUGCACUGGCAUUCAAUCAAGUUACCGGAUUCAAUUUGUAUAUAAUCGGUGCCAUUGUCUGCCUCGUGUGCAUAUUUUAUACAUUGCUGGGCGGAAUAAAGGCGGUCGUUUUUACCGAUGCCUGGCAGGUGGUAGUGAUGUUCAUUUCCGUUGUCAUCGUGGUCAUUCUGGGUACAAUAGUCAUCGGUGAUCCGAGCAUCAUUUGGGAUAGGUCGGAGGCUGGCGGCAGAAUUGAUUUUUUCAACUUCAAUCCUUCACUCUACGAGCGACAGACUUUCUGGGGAGUGCUGAUCGGAGGAUUUUUCUACUGGACCUCAUUCAACUCUGUUAACCAGACUAUGGUGCAACGUUACAUGUCCUUGCCGAAUCUGAAAAAGGCGAAAAGAUCCGUUGGCUUGUUUACCAUCGGGAUGGGUGUAUUUGUUACUGCUUGCUGUUAUGCUGGACUUUUGGUCUAUGCACACUACUACCGGUGCGAUCCAAUGUCGGUAGGAUUUGUGAAAACUGAUGAUCAAUUGUUCCCUCAUUAUGUGAUGGAAAUCGUUGGGCAUCUGCAAGGAAUACCUGGACUGUUUAUUGCAGGUGUUUUCGGAGCAGCUCUCAGCUCACUAUCAGUAGUUCUUAAUUCUACCUCUGCGGUGCUAUUGGAAGAUAUCCUGAAAGGAUUGUUCCGCGUAAAUCCUACUCCAUUCGUAGCUAAUUUGUUUGUUCGAGGAAGUGUAGUAGUGCUUGGUUUAGCCGCUAUGGGUUGCUUAUUUAUCAUCGAAAGACUUGGAGGUAUAUUGAGUGUGGCCACGUCGCUCUCGGCUAUAGCGGCCGGAACUACGUGUGGGAUUUUUACACUAGGAAUGCUGGUCCCAUGGAGUAAUUCGAAAGGUGCUCUAUUCGGUGGGAUAUCAGGAGCUAUUUUAUCUGGAUGGGUUUCGUUAGGAGCUCAGCUUGCAACAGCUAGUGGAAGUAUUGUGCCACAUAAACUUCCUGUAUCAAUUGAUGGAUGCCCCGACGAUCUGGUAUCGAACAGUACUAUCGUGAAUCCGAUUUAUCCGGAUGAAUCAAAUGUGUUCCCACUUUUUCGUCUGUCAUACCAUUGGAUCACUCCUAUUGGAGUUGCGACCGUUUUGAUAGUUGGUACUAUUGUAUCGUUUCUAACAGAACCAAGAAAUUUGAGAGAUAUCGAUCCGGAGCUAAUAUCACCGGUAAUACAUCGUUUCUUGCCACAGGAAUCGUUUGGAAACUAUGGAUCAGCAUCUAAGGAAACUCCCGUCCAUUUCAGUAAGGAAAUGCGAACGACCUAUGGUUCUGAAACUACGUCUCAAAGUACCAGAAUGAAACAAACCUAUUAGACAGAUAUAGUUGUAAUUUUCCUAACAUGUUGAAUGAUGAAACUAUGGUACUUAAAUUUUAGACGAGUAAAUGCAAUCUUUGCAAUCUCUCAAGGAAACGGUAUGCUGCGUUGUUUUUUAGGGUGGUAUGGGUGUGCAUGAGUGUUCCUGAACAAUAGACUGUAUAACCUAGACGCUGUAGUAACCAUUCGAAAAUAAUCGAUUCAGGCGAUCGUGAGUCUUGAACUCCAAAUUUAAGUACAAUGUGCUAAUAUUUGCAUAACUGCCUGUGAUACAAUUGAAAAAGUGUUAGAAAAUAGGUGCUACGAAGGAACUUAUUUUAAAUGUAUUUUUUUACAGAUAAACUUCUAAUGUGAAUCGAUUUUUUAAUAAAGUUUAUUAACUAA
This is a messenger RNA of Malaya genurostris, 2417 nucleotides long. RefSeq names its product sodium-coupled monocarboxylate transporter 1 (gene SLC5A11). Bases 130 to 2031 code for a protein of 633 amino acids. Gene Ontology annotation, cellular component: membrane. Gene Ontology annotation, biological process: sodium ion transport; transmembrane transport. Lineage: Eukaryota; Metazoa; Arthropoda; Insecta; Diptera; Culicidae. The transcript has 8 exons. The record is from RefSeq and is a predicted model, not a curated record. Gene Ontology annotation, molecular function: symporter activity.